Molecule: messenger RNA, 1263 nt
Organism: Serpula lacrymans var. lacrymans S7.9
Lineage: Eukaryota; Fungi; Basidiomycota; Agaricomycetes; Boletales; Serpulaceae
Exons: 4
Coding region: 1-1263 (420 amino acids)
Source: RefSeq, a predicted model, not a curated record
AUGUUUAGUCCGUUGGGAUCCUUUUCCCUGAACGACUUUUCGGUCAAACCUGUCUUACAAUCGCCAGAAAACUCUUCAGCUGCCUUAAAUGCAACUACGACACAAAUUUCAAGCGCAACCGCGCGUCAGAUGCCUGUUGCUGGUCCAUCUACCAGCACGCACUUGGGUCCCAACGUUUUGGACCGCUCAGGGGGUGGAGGAGCAGUAGAGGCCGUCAAAAACAAGAGAACAAGGACAGAGGAGGAGAUUCAGAUAAUGAAGGAUACAGCAGGGCGGUUUGCGACAUGCCUGGAAGCAGAUCAUAUUUCAGUUUUGUAUCCAGACGUGGAUUCACCCUUUGUUGACGCUGCCGACGUAGUCGACAGAUUGCUACCGUAUCACAUCUUGCAGCAGCCCAAGGAUGAUCUGGUUGCCAUCUUAAGGAAUGGGAAGAGAAAGGGGAAAGAGAAAGCUACUAGUGAUCUGCGUGAUAGGAUUACAGAAACUAGACUGUCAUUAGACUUCCUCAAACGACGGCAGGCUUUGGAAAGUCGAUUCAAGCGUGUGAAGCUCAAGUCUGGGAAGCGUACAUCUCCACACGACCAAGCAUAUAUACUUGCGCAAGCAGUUUUAGAGGCAGAUCGAGCAGAGACGACGUCUAUCAGCAGUGAGUUGCGAAACGCACGGGCAGAACUGGACAAGAUCCAACGCGAGAAACGAAUGGCUACGAUGCCGCCCCCUCGACCAUCUUACUUCCCACAAACUUCUCAGACUCAGUACUACCGGACUUAUCCAUAUGCAUACACUCAGCCAUAUGGUGGGGCCCAAACCGCUACUACUUCAUUCUCCACGUCCACCUUCUCCACGUCCCUUUCCUCUCCUUCUACGUACACUCCAUCUUCGACAAGUGCCAUUCCUGUACAACUACCAGUCGCUUCUCUUUCGGCCCUCAAUGCUCUUGGCAUUGUGCCAGUCCCUGCCACAUCUCUCCCCGCUUCUGAUCAACCACAACCGCCAGCAGUACUCAGAGGCUCCACUUCUAACGGCACUAUGCUUAGCCUGGAGAUCAAUGUCUCUCUGCUCCAGUCAGCUCAGAUGAGCGGUUUGGCCAUGCUACUGAAUUCAUUGAUGUCAAGGGGAGUGGGCGCAAAUGCAGCUACCAAUUCUGUGUUUCCAUUGCGACAAGCAAUGAAUGUUUCGCAUCCUACAGUAAACCCACAGUCCGAGUCUAGCAAUAGCACAGUACAUACGGCACCAUCCGCCAAAGAACCUAGCACAUCUUGA